Brettanomyces nanus is the source of this 3660-nucleotide messenger RNA. RefSeq lists its product as uncharacterized. The record is from RefSeq and is a predicted model, not a curated record. The transcript has a single exon. The coding region runs from base 1 to 3660 and encodes 1219 amino acids. NCBI's taxonomy places the organism in Eukaryota, Fungi, Ascomycota, Pichiomycetes, Pichiales, Pichiaceae.
AUGAGUUCUGCAGAUGAUCAACUACUCCAAAUUGUGGAGCUGAAAGGGAAAUUGGAUAAAGUCCGAUCCCAAAUCAGCUCCAAGUUGGUUAACCAGCAGCAUUUGGCACUUAUCCUUCAAACUGUUGAGGAGAAUCUAGAUCAACAGCAUCAAGAAAAAACUGCUGUCGCAUAUUUUGUGUCGUUCCUCAGCUUACUUGACCAGUGUUGCGAAAACGAUCAAAUCAAGGACUUUGCAUUGGCAACGGGUGCCGUUUAUUUCUUAAAUUUGGUUUCCCCAUAUACACCUAAAGGAUUGCUCAGACCUCAUUUUGGUGACAUUCUUACCAAAGUUGCUCCCGCUUUGACCGAUGAGCAUUCUCAAGCUCCGUUGAUUAGAUCCAGUAUAGGCUUUUUGGAAUCCUUGUUGUUGGCUCAAGAUCUUGAUGCUUGGAAUAACGUUAACAACUAUAAAAUUUCUCCGAAAAGAGGUUUGAUGGGUCUUUUAGAGUUAUCUCUUGAUCCAAGACCUAAAGUCAGAAAAGGAGCUCAGGAGUCUGUUCAUAGCAUUCUCUUGCAAGUUCCAGUUGGCACUGGUGCUCACCCUGCCUCGUUUUAUUCCGGAGAAUUCGCCCUAAAUCGUCUAAUAUCAUUAGUUCAAAAGAAUCCGCUGAAUAAGGAUUCAACAUUUUCGAAGGACCUUAGUGCUCAAAUUAUCCACAAUUUGCAACUUAUUUCUGCCAUUGCCAAAGCUAACGCCUGGCCUAUAAAACAAGUUAAUACCCUUUGCGAUAUACUACUUGAGAUUUGCAAGUCCGCUGAUGAAUACAUGGUUUCAGCUGCCUUCGCUGCCUUUGAAGGCCUCUUCCAAUCUAUGAAUAGCAAGAUUGACAACGACAAGUUUGUCCAAGUUAUGGAUAUCAUAUUUGAUUUGAAGCCUGCCGUGAAUGAUCCACAUCUAGCACCUUCUUGGCUCGCCAUAGUUGCUAAGGCUGUCACUUCUUAUUCUCUGAACAUAGAUUCUCUAAAAUGCUUCAUGAAACUUCCAGAGAUUUUCAAGAUUGUUGGCGAUUAUUUCUCUAGUGAUGUCGAAAAUGUCUACAUUAGUGCUUCUCAGUGUCUCAUUGCAAUAUGUUCAGAUGCUAUUGAUAAGAAAUGGCUUCUUUAUGCUCCUGCUGUGAAACAGGAAAUCAGUGAACAGAUUGGCACGGUGAUAAGUCAGUUAGCAAGCAUUACCAACAGCUUUCUUUCUGUGAAAUAUAGACAAUGUGCUAAGGAGGUUGCCGAGUUGAUUGGUGCCUUGUUCCUUUCGUUAAGAAUUAGAGCAAAUCCAGAUUUUUUGCCUCACUUGGGAACCAUUGGUGAAUGGAGAUCCAAUGAGCAGGAGGGCUUUGAAUUGAAUGGAGUUUCUGAGAGUGUUAUUGCUAGUGCUAUCUCAUCCAUGGGACCCGAGGUUGUCUUGGAGAUAUUACCUUUGAACUUGAAUGAUGCUAAUGCCGUCGGUAGAGCAUGGCUUCUUCCUAUCUUGAAGGUGAACGUUCGUUGCGCACACUUGAGCUACUACAUAAAAGACAUUUUGCCUCUAACAUCAUACUUUGAGGAGUUGGUUUCCAAAGCAAAUCCCGAGUCUAUGAAUACCAAAAUCUUUGCUACCCUUGUCUCUCAGAUAUGGUCCCUCUUGCCAGCAUUCUGUGAUCUACCAUUUGAUUUGGUGACCAGCUUUUCUGACGAGUUUGCCGCACAUCUCGCCAAGUUGCUCUAUCAGCAAGUUGAACUUAGACCAACUAUUUGUCAUGCACUUCGAAUGCUUGCUGAAAGUAAUGCCGUCUAUUCUUCAGGAGUUGUUGAUGACCUCAUUGUCAACCAGCAAUUUCCUGUAUCGAAAUCUAAGGAGGCAUUGAAAUAUCUAUCCUCCACUAAGGCACCGAAGUUUUUGUCCGUUUUAUUUAAUGUGUUCUCGGAGACCCCGAUGGAUCAGAGGAAUUACGUUUUAGAAACUAUUGAUGCCUAUCUUCAGAUCUCCAAACCAAGUGAUUUGGUUAUAAUUUUUAACAAAGUGUGCACUUUGUUGCAGAAGGCCUUGGAUGAUGAGACAGAGAAGGACUUUGCCGAGACUGAUGAUCCUGCUGCUAACGGUAAGAUCCCCAAGUUGUCGAUCACUAUGAUGGAUAUUGUUAUUGAGAUCACUAAAUACCUCGAAGAAUCCAGUCACAAUGCACUUUUGGCAAUCUUUAAUCGGACUGUUCGUGUGAAAGAUGUCCAAAUUCAGAAGAGGGCCUACCGAAUUCUGUCCAGUCUUAUCAAGACUGAAUCAGGAUUAAAAUCUGUUUUGAAGUUUCUUCCUGAUAUUCUCAAAGUCCUUGUAGAGGGUUCGGAGACCACUCUCAUGGCUGCUAAGAGCGCUAGAUUGUUGUGCAUUUUGGAAGUCAUUAAGAUUCUACCUGUGGAUUAUUUGCAUUUCAUUCCCGGAGUGCUAUCAGAGGUUAUCCUCUGCACUAAAAGUGUUAAUGAGAGGGCCAGAGGUAACUCGUAUGAUAUUCUGGUUGCCAUGGGUAACAAUUUAAUAGAAUUUGAAGGUUCUCCUAUUAAGAACUCUUUGAACGAUCCAGAUAUGUCGGACUCGGUUGCCUCAUUGAAAGAGUUGUUUGUCAUGUGCUCCGCCGGUUUGGCGGGUGGUUCUCCUCAUAUGAUCAGUGCCACUAUAACUGCUUUAUCCCGUGUCUUUUAUGAGUUCCACGAUAACUUAGAAAUGGAUUUCUUAAAGCAGAUGACAUCGACAAUUGAAUUGUUUUUGACGUCUAAGAACAGAGAAAUCAUUAAGUCUACGUUGGGUUUCAUCAAGGUGGCUACCCUUUCUUUACCCGAGGAUGAAGUGAGACCGCGCUUGAAAGGUCUUCUCACGAAUUUACUUGCGGUGAAUCACGAACAGAAGAGUCACUUCAGAUCAAAAGUGAAGCAUCUCAUUGAAAGGUUGGUGAGAAAGUUUGGCAGCGAUUACAUUGAGCAGUGUGUUCCAGAAGAGGAUAAGAAGUUGAUUAUUAAUAUCAAGAAGUCUAAGGCCAGGGCCAAGAGAAAGAAGUCUCAGGCCAGUUAUGACGAUGAUGCUGGCAGGGGUGAGGGAGAAGCUCAUAGCAAUAAUACUUUCAUGUCCGCUUAUGAGGAGGCAUUAUAUGGCGAAUCUGAUGCAUCUGAUGAUGAUGCCGAAGAGAAUAAUAAUGAUGGUGAAGAGGGUUAUUCGCAUUCUCGAAAACCGAAGCAGUUUAUUUCGGAGUCCAAAGAUGCUCCUUUGGAUCUUUUGGACAAGCAAGCAUUAUCGCACAUCUCUUCCUCCAGGCCUAAGACAUUUUCCAAGAAGGAUGUCAAGUAUCACACUAAGAAUGGAAAGCUUGUAUUUAACGAGAAUGAUGACUCUAAUGCGUUUGGUGGUAAAAACUCCAUUGACGCUUACGUGGAGGCAGUCAAGCAAGGGCCAGUUAGAGGCCAAGGUAACAAAUUAAAGUACAAGAAGAAGCAGAGGACGGAAGAUGGUAUUAAUUGGGAUGAUGAGGAAGCUGAGAGCAGAGAAAGUGGCGAAAGAAAGAGUGUGAAGCAAUACCCUCAAUCCAGAUCCAAUUACAGAAAUGUCAGAGGUGGUAGAAUUGGCAAACCUAAAUCGAGAUUCAAAGCUAGAAAGAAGUUCUAA